CACCGCAGAACGCGUCGCGACGUCUUCCCUGCGAGUUUUCAGUCGUCCGGCGAGCAUCAAACCGCGAUCUAUCCCUAGCGACCCAACCCCGCUAGUCCGGUUUUCCCACCCGCUUAUCGUUUUGUCUUCCGGGGUGUGUUUCUCCGGAAAGUGUGACUCAUACCGAGGCUCGAACGUCGAAUGUAAACGUUGCUGUGAAUAAGUAUUCUACAGCAAAAGUACGAUGUUUACAUGAUAUUUAUACGAAAAUAUUUCUAUGAUACUAGUCACUGUAAUCGAGACAAUCUGGCAGAAGUUACUGAUAAUAUAUUCUAGAAACUAGAAUUUCCACCCAUAUGAGGAAAAUAUAGGAAACAGUCAAAAUCAGUUUAUCGGAACCAUCCAAGAAGAUACAACGAAAUGUCUGAGAGCGAGGAAGAAUCAACAAACUCAGCGGACUGGACAGUGACAGAAGACUGGCUCUUAAACGUCCUCAAAGAACAUCACAAGGAACCCGAAGAUUCGGACGCUAUCAGUAUAUCAGACUACACAGUCACACCUGGCUGUGAGUCUGGGGAAAGCGUUCUUAGUGACAUUCUAGCUGUUUCAGUUAAGUACUCCUUAAAGAGCGAUUCUGACGGCAACUCGCAUAACUUGGACUUUAUUAUAAAACUGUUACCGCAAGACGCUUUUAGUAGGUUUUUCGUGACCGAAGCACAGUUCGACCUUAGGGAAAUUAAGUUCUACACGCAAGUAGUUCCAGACUUAGAAUCGUUCAAAAAGAAUAUGGACGAUACGAUAGACCUAAGUUUGCCAAUUCCUAGAUGCUACUAUGCACACUAUUCAGCUGGUUCUAUAGAACCAGAACCUUCACCACCCGAGUCCGUCCUAGUGCUGGAAAAUAUGAAGCCCCAAGGUUACGUCGGCGCUGAUUUCAGCAGAGGGCUGACGCUAAGACAAGCAACAGCUGCUGUCGAAGCGAUAUCUGUUGUACACGCUCUGUCUCUGUCCCUUAAAGUGAAAGAAGGGAAGAACUUAUCCGAGAGGUACCCGUUCCUGUUUCAGACGGCUAGAGCUUCAGAUUCCUACCAACAGUUGGUGGAGCGUGGUUUGCCACAACUGUCUAGCUUUCUAGAAUCUAGUGCUGGAUUGGAAAGCGUAAUAUUAGCUUUAGAAGACCUAAGGCCCUACACCAAAGAUAUCAUUGAGAACCUCCUAGCACCCGAGGAACCCAUGGCUCUGAUCACUCACACCGAUUUCUGGUGUAAUAAUCUCAUGUUUCGAGAGGAUGAGAAUAGCUGCACAUGUGCGGUCUUGGACUGGCAAAUGGUUACCUAUAGUCGAGCUACGAACGAUUUAGCUUUACUACUGAUUAGCAGUGUACCAGCAGAGCUUAGAAGGCUGCAUACAGAUGCCCUAUUAGAUCAUUAUUGGGAAAACUUCACUGCCUCUUGUAGGAAACUCAAGUUGGACGUAGAAACUGAACUGGGAUACGAUAGGAAGAAGUUAGCUGAGGAUUACAAAAGGUCCCAACUGCUAGCGUUGUUGCUAUGCAUAGGCUCUGUAGAUUUGGCGCUUGGAAAUGCUCAAAUGGAAGAAAGACUGUUAGAACUGCUCAAAGAUCUUCACGAAGGUGGACUUUUGAAUGCUGAUCUGGUUAAAAAAGCUCAGGAGUGAAAAAGAUAGAAGCAUUUUAACGGAAGCAAGCUGAAUAUAUUAACAAUAUUCAAGAUAAGAAUUUGAUCAUUUAUAAACAUACAAAAACAUGAUUGUUAUGAUGGUUCAGAAUCCUUUCACGCACCUUCUAUAUAAUUAUAAACAUGGGGCACAUGGGACAAAAAAUAACUCCAAUACAGAAACAAAUCUUGACGUAGUGGUAAAUUUAGAUGCUACAAUAAUUCAUUAAAAAAUAUUAUUAAUAUGAUUAUUAAACAUUAUUUUAGCACUACAGUUCUCAGCAAAUACUCAGGAUUUCAGUUUUGAUUUGAUUUUGAUAAUAAGCAACACAUGUGGUUUUUGGUUGCACAGUGCUGGAUAUCUAUGCCACUUAUUAUUAAAAAUUAAACAAAAUCAAAAAUAUUAUAAGUCAAACUAGAUCUCUAUUUAUCAAAUAUGUGGUUUAUAAAUAGUACAACUAGCAUAUUGAAUGCAUAUUGACAUUGUCCUGCCAAAAAAAUGUUACUGCGGGCUUACCCUGCUUAAUCUUCUAAUACCACUGCAAUAAAGACAACACUUAUCCAAAUCUUAUCUUGAAUAGUGUUUACGUUAGAUAGGUACGAAUAUUACGCUUCAAAUGAUCGAAAAAUUGGUUACAACGCGGUAGAAAGAGAGAAUUUUCGAUUAGUUUGUUUUGGGGUAUGACGAAAAUUGGUCAUAAUCAACAACAAAAAAUGACCAAAUUUCAUGGUUCUCAAUGUUCACAAACCAUAUACAAAUACCCAAAAGGUAUUUUUUUAAAUAAAAUGAAAAUAAUGAUUUUUCUAAAACCAAUAUACAAGUUCCAAUAGAAAAUCUAUAUACAAAUAAAAAAAUAGUCAAUUAUCAGACAGUUGCUAUGUCCAAUUCCAGCAACUAUAAUUUUUUUUUGAAGUAAAUUUUCCAGAAAUACUGAUAUGUAUAUUCUCGAACAAAAAUAUGCUAGGCAACUGCUCAGUGUAGUUGCUAUCUAUAAAAUACAUAUCCACAAAUUAAUAGUACAGGUACAAACACUGAAGUACUCAAAAAGGUCAAAUUAUAGGUAUGCAAGUUCUAUAUCUUAUAGCAACUACUAUCAAAAAUAUUUUAUAAGUUAUUAAAACAAAAAACAAUUUCCGACAUACCUCAAAUAUUUACAAUCACCGUAUUGCAUAAAAGUAUAGCAAUCACUUUUCUUUCUAUAGGUAUAUAUACGAUACAUACUAUAUAAUAUAAUAUAGACAAAUACAAUGCAGUAUUUUUCGCUUGGUAUACUAACGUAAUAUGAAAUAUUCUUAUGUGCAUGAUAUUGAAAAAAUAACUAUGUUCCGUGCCAAGUACCGUAUUUUUGAGAAUUCAAUCAAAUAAAACAGCAAAAGUUUUAGCUUCUAUAGCCGUGUGGAAACGAACAAUUUUUAUUUGUAAUUUUAGAUUGUUUUAACGAAAUAAAACGUUUUUCAGGC
Messenger RNA from Acanthoscelides obtectus, 3116 nucleotides. The record is from the annotation of a GenBank genome assembly. Lineage: Eukaryota; Metazoa; Arthropoda; Insecta; Coleoptera; Chrysomelidae.